Recurvomyces mirabilis is the source of this 3042-nucleotide messenger RNA. RefSeq names its product Lethal(2) giant larvae sro7 (gene SRO7). The coding region runs from base 1 to 3042 and encodes 1013 amino acids. Gene Ontology annotation, cellular component: plasma membrane; cytoplasm. Lineage: Eukaryota; Fungi; Ascomycota; Dothideomycetes; Mycosphaerellales; Teratosphaeriaceae. The record is from RefSeq and is a predicted model, not a curated record. Gene Ontology annotation, biological process: regulation of exocytosis; regulation of protein secretion; establishment of cell polarity. Gene Ontology annotation, molecular function: syntaxin binding; myosin II binding; GTPase activator activity. The transcript is spliced from 2 exons.
AUGGCUUUCCUCCGAGGCAAGCAAUCGGGCAUCCAGAACGACUUGUCGGCAGGCAUAGCACCAGACAACUUCAACCCUGACGACCUAGCUCGUUUUGGGAUUAACUCACAAAUAUCAACACUAGCCUACGAUCCGGUGCAAUCACUCCUAGCGGUUGGCACAAAAAGCUCAGAAUUCGCGCCAGGCCAGAUCUACAUCUUCGGCCAACAGCGGGUGCAGGCAACGUUCCCUCUACCUCGACAAGGUGCUGGUGUCAAGUCUCUUCAGUUCGUGGCCGAUAAGCUUGUGUGUCUGGACAGCAAACAUGACAUCGCUGUCUACUCCCUGGAGCUCAAGAAGUUGCUGUCGAGUCAUAGUCCCCCUGGUAUUGUGACGGUACUAUGUACGGAUCCUAUGCUCGACUAUGCUUUGCUCGGUAUGCAGACCGGUGAGAUUCUUGCCUACGAUCUUGAUCGAGAGACUUUGGCACCUUUCAGGAUACCGAAUUUGUGGAUGGGACUCGAUCCUAGGACAAAGAUCUCGACGAUCGUGAGCUUGCACUUUCAUCCUCGUGAUAUCGGCAGUCUUCUUGUCGGCUACACGCAUGGCGCCGUGAUAUAUAGCUUCAAGCUUGCGAAAGCACUUCGGCACUUCCAGUAUGAGAUACCCAAAGGUGCUCCAGGUGGCGAUGGGGAUCCGGCUUUGAUGGCGACGUUCAGACGACCGCGACUCACACAAGCUGCAUGGCAUCCGACCGGCACAUUUAUUAUUACCGGCCAUGAAGACAGUUCCCUCGUGUUCUGGGAUACGCUGAAGGACGGUCGCAUGAUCAUGGCGAGGACGGUCACAGAUACGAACGUGGCUACUCCUGGUGCGCCUGUCGUUCGGCCGAUGAGCUCAGGGAGAGGAGUACCGACUAUGGCAGUCAAGGAGCCUCUGUUUCGUAUAGUAUGGUGUGCUAAUCAGGAUCCUGAAGAUACUGCUAUCUUGAUUGCUGGAGGCCAGUCUACACAAUCUCCGUCUAAGGGUCUGACACUUUUCGAGAUGGGCCGAACGCCUGUGUAUGCGACGAGUACAUGGGAAGCCUUCUCGCAGUACUGCGAGUCACCUAAACGACAACGCAUACUACCUACACCUCCCGGCGCUGAAGUGAUUGAUUUCUGCUUGAUUCCACGUGCAUCUCCCCAUUUUGCUGGUGCUCACGAUCCCCUGGCGGUGAUUGCUCUGCUGUCCUCUGGAGAACUUUUGACUUUGUCAUUCCCGUCUGGCAUGCCAAUCAGUCCUACAAACCAGUUACAUCCGUCCUUGACAUUCGUCCACCCAUUCUUGAAGUCCAUCAACGUCGCACAGACAAGCAGAGAACGAUGGCUGGGCAUGACGGAAAGAAGACAGCAAGGUCCGCCCGUCCUGCGUGGUGGUGCAGAAUCAUUACGGUCGUUACGACGUUACGAAAGCAGGAAUAUCAUACAGACUAUACAUGCAGAUGGCACGAUCCGGCUCUGGGACACUGGUCAUGGUGACGAAGUGGAAAAUGGAAUGCUGCUGCAAGUCGAUGUGGCGAGAGCUGUUGGUCGCUUCGGUGAGGUGGAUGUGACGAAGACGAGUUUGGCUGGUGCAAGUGGUGAGCUGGCACUCGGCUUGCGGAGUGGAGAGCUCGUCGUCUUCAGAUGGGGCAACAACAGUCAUGCCGGUCGAGAACCGCCUGCACCUCGACCCAAUCAACCCGGUCAAUUGACGAACGUCAGCGACCGCAUCGAGCCAGCACUAUCAGAAGGCCUGAUCCCAACCACCCUCCUAGCUCAACAAGACGGUCCCGUAACAGCCAUCCGCAUGAGCGAAGUAGGCUUCCUAGCAGCAGGGUUCGAAGGUGGCAGUAUUUCCGUCAUCGACAUGCGAGGCCCAGCAAUAAUCUACUCCGCCUCAGUAUCCGACUUUAGCAAAUCCAGCGGCAAAGGCAGCCUUCGCGGACGAGGCAACAGCAGUGCAGGCGUAAAGCCCGAAUGGGCCACACAUAUAGAAUUCAGCGUGAUGACGCUUGACGGAGACGACUACAGCAGUAUCCUCCUCCACAUUGGCACGAAUCUCGGCCAUCUAGCCACCUUUAAAAUCGUCCCCGAUCCAAGCGGAAGGUACACAGUCCAAUACGCCGGCUCCCUGACCUUAGACAGCGGCAACCGCAUCCUCCACAUCUCCCCCCUAAAUGCCGACACAGGCAAACCUGCCUCCGCAACCCAACAAACCGUUUCGGGCCUCCGCACCGGCCUCCGCCUCAACGGCGUCCUCCUCGUAGUAACGACCACAAGCAUCCACAUCUUCCGCCCUGCCACCUCCAAAGGCGCCCACAAAUCCUUCGACUCCUACUUCUGCGACUCUGCCUCCAUCUGCCGCUACCAAGACAGCGGCUACGCCCUCGUCGCCCUCUUCGGCGACGGCUACGCGCGCGCCUACAGUAUCCCCGCUUUACGCGAGAUAGCCGCCGUCAACAUCAGCAAUACUCUAAAUGUGCGGCGUUUCAGCGAAGCGGUCAUAACGCCUACUGGACAUAUCCUAGGCUUCACCGGACCCUCGGAACUAGCCCUGCUGAAUGUCUGGGGGGUAGGGGACGAUCAUGCGGCUAGGUUGAACGGGGAUAAACUCUUCAAUCCCUCCGCCUUGAUUCCUCCAAGACCGACGAUAAGUACAGUAGCUUGGGUAACAGGGACACAAUACAUCACUCCCUCUGACCUCACCCUCCUGAUCUCUGGCCCAGGCCGACCAGUAAGUAAACGGAUGCUGCAGCAACAGGCUCUCGAGGCCGAGACAGCUCGGAAAGCAGGCAGAGCAGGUGGGAAAGCUGCUGUGCCGCCUGGGGCUGCUGGGGCGGCGGGCACAGACCAGGAGACUUACUGGGCGUACAUGCAGCGACAGGUUCAGGAACGCACGGAGAAGUUGGGAUUGGUGGGGGAUGGAGUGGAAAAUCUGGAGGCGAAUAGUGCCGGGUGGAUGGAGGAUGUGAACAAGUAUGUCAAUAAGCAGAAGAGGGGGGUCGCUACCUCUGUCCUGAAGGCCAAGUUUGGCUUUUGA